Thlaspi arvense is the source of this 1254-nucleotide messenger RNA. NCBI's taxonomy places the organism in Eukaryota, Viridiplantae, Streptophyta, Magnoliopsida, Brassicales, Brassicaceae. The record is from the annotation of a GenBank genome assembly.
CGGAAACGGAAGCGCAAGACGAACAAGGCGAGAGAGAUGUCCAAAUCCUGCGAGUGCGAGUGCGAGUGCGAGUACGAGUACGAGUACGAGUGCUCCAGAUCAUCUAAACAACAACAACAAAGGCUCCAAGAUAUACAAGUCAUCGAAGAAUUGCAGGAAGAAAUCACGUUGUUACAGAUUUACAACGAGAAAUUGAAUGGUGACGACGAUUACUGCGGUGUGAGCUACACCGAGCUGUUGGAACUUGAAAGUUUGUUACGGCAGGGGUUCUGCAGUGUGGAGGAGCUACAUGAAAAGGCACUAGACGAAUUAAGAGUCGCGCAGGCAACAGAGUGCGACCUUAUGGGGAACGAAUGGGUUAGCAAAACCGAGGAGGAGGAUUUCGGAUAUCAUUGGGGUCUGGGAAAGAGAAGAAGAGCUUUGAGGCUCAAGGCUAGAGAACUCCGGCUCAGCGCUGGCGACAGCCCACAGGAGCAUAGCCGUGACCCUGAUAUUCGGAAGGAAGUCAUUGAUUCUUUGAAGAGCGAGAAGGAGAGACUACGUCUUUGGAACCAGAGAAUGAUUGGUAAAGAGAUCGACGGUAUGGGUUGCCACGAACUGCGGGUAUUUUCACUUGAUAUACAGCGUGGUUUGGGAAACGUGCGAAACAAGAUUCGUAGGAACGAGGACUAUGUCAUACAAGUGACAAAGCAUGCCAACGGGGAAUCAUCAUUCUGUCACCCAUUACCACCGUGGCCAACCUUCGACUCGAAAUUGAAUGGUGAUGAUCUCUGCGGUCUGAGCUACACCGAGCUGCAGGAACUUGAGAGUUUGUUACUGCAGGGGAUGGCCAGUGUGUCGGGGGAAAUAGAAAAGAUGUCUGUCAUCGAGUCUUUGAAGCGCGAGAAGGAGAGAUUAUGGCUUUGGAACCAGAGAAUGAUUGGUGAAGAGCUCGACGGUAUGGUUUACCACGAACUGACUAUGUUUCACUUCGAGAUAGGGUGUGGUUUGACCAAGGUGAGGCAGGAGAAGGCACGGAUAAGGCAGACCAACGGGACAAGCCCGGGACAGAUAUGAUCACCAUCGCCAAAGUCACGGGAAGACCAAUAACCAUGUUAAGAGAUGGUGGAACUUGUUGACUUCAUGGUUGGUUCGUACUAUAUUAAAGUGUGCCUCCUUUAUUUCUUUGUGUGUGUGUGUGUGUUUAACGUUGCUCGGAGCUUUUAUCUUUAACCACAUUUUAUGAUUGUUUUGGUACUAUCAACAUUAAACGGU